This is a messenger RNA of Balaenoptera acutorostrata (minke whale), 7025 nucleotides long. It is a transcript of the gene FAM186B, whose product is annotated as family with sequence similarity 186 member B. The transcript is spliced from 7 exons. NCBI's taxonomy places the organism in Eukaryota, Metazoa, Chordata, Mammalia, Artiodactyla, Balaenopteridae. The record is from RefSeq and is a predicted model, not a curated record. Bases 1 to 2802 code for a protein of 933 amino acids.
AUGCCAGAGCCUCCGAGCAGCUGGGCCGGCUCGGCCCACCCACCAGUAAAAGCCGCUCUGAUUGGCCGGCCGCAGCCGGGAAGGCGGGGCCAAUGGGGGUCGCACGCCCUGGUGGCCGGGGCUCCGGUCGCUCCCGCCGACCAGCCGGGUCCUCCACCGGCCCAGAGAGCCCCGGCCCGGCCCCGCCCCCGGCGCGGAGAGCAAGGCCCCGCCCCUGCGCCUCCUGCGCGCGCCCGGGACUCUCCUGCCUUCCCGCCCUUCCCACCCUUCCCGCCGGCCGCCUCCAGACCUCUUCCCGCCGCUUCUCCGCCUUCGCGGCUCGACUGCAAGGGCGCGCGGAGCGGCUGGAUCCCACGCGCUCGCUCCCAGGACCAGAGGCUGGACCCAAGUAUUCAUUCCGAAUGUGACAGUCUGACCUAUGAGAUCAGGAACAGGAAGAGUGAGGAGGAAGAGGAAGCCCUGGAUGAACGGAUCGAGGUGAUGGAGAAGGUGUUACCUCUCUCCCUCAUCGCCACCAAAGGAGGCAUCGAGUCUCUCAUUUCCCUCUGCUCCACUCUCAUUGAAGGACAAAGAAAAGGAGCACAAGUGUCCAAACGCACCUUCUGGCAGGGCUGGCGGGAACAAAGCCCACAAAAAGUGAUAUCCUGCCCUCAGCCACUGAGCCCAGAACAGAUGCUCCAGGACAAGCACACUACCUGCAUUAGGGUCUCCGAGGUGAAGUCCAUGCUGCAGGAACUCCUGGACUCCACGAUGUUCAACCAGGGGGAGGUUCGGGCCAUCAGGUACAUGUCUGCUGUGGUCGAGAACCUCAACAAGGCCUUGAUGCUCCAGCACAAGGAGAACAGAAGCCUGGAGGCCAAAUACAGGCACCUGAAAAUAGAGAUGACCAAAGAACUCAGCAGCCAGAGGCUGUACUUCCAGAAGUCCCUCCAAGUCCUCAAGAGUAAGAGAGAUGCCCUACUAAAGCAGGUAGAAAUUCUAGGGGGAAAGUACCAUGACCUUCUCCUGAUGAAGCAUGCCUUAGAGUUCCAGCUGAAGAAGGCUCAGUCUGCUAGAGGUCAGGCAGAAUACUCAGUCAAGAUCUUGGUUGACUCCCCAGCCCCUGCCACGAAAGAGGCCCUCCCAAAGAAAGAAACAGUCAUAGAGGAAACCCAACAGGAACCCAAGAAGGAGGAGCAGUUUUCACCACUCUCCCCAAGUCCCCUGGCCAUGGCCUGGGAUAGUAGUGCUAGGCCUUCCACAUGUCAACCACUUUCCACCAUGACCGUGCAUUCAAGGAUUGCAGAUGUGUACAGGAGCAAGGACACUGAAAAUCUUCAGCCUGUGUUGCCAUCCUCCAUGGAUCACAAGUUUCCUAAGAAAUGGGAAAGACCGUCAGCAGAAAGCCCAGGCCACAAAGUCAAAGACCAGAAGGACUUCUUCCAGGAAGUGACCCAGGAGAAGGAAGGACUCCAGAUGAAGUCCCAUUUUCAGAAGCAGCUGUCCUCAGAGAGCUCUAGGAAGGUGGCCUUGGAGAGCAAGCCAGAGCACUGGGGAGAGGAACUCAGCUGGGAGAGGCGAAGGCAGCAGUGGCUGGAGGAGGAGGAGAUGUGGCUGCAGUGGCAAGAGAAGUGGGCCCUGCUGGAGCGGGAGAAGCGGCGGCAGUGGCAGCAGGGGGAGGCAGCAAGGGGGCGGCAGCAGAGAUCGGACCAGGAGCACGGGGGCCCGUGGAGGGGGCCGGAGCAGACAGGAGAGGACGUGGAGAGAAUGGGCUUCAUGCCCACCAGUCAAUGGAGGGACUUGGAGGAGGCAUCACUGGCACCUCCCCCAAGCCGGGCCCAAUCUGCUCACCAAGGCAGGAGGCCACACUUGCCCAGGCCCCCUAAGACCCAGCAGCCUGCCCCCAGAAACCAGAGGACCAUGAGUUCAGCCAAGUUUACUCAGAAACCACGGGCCCGCUGUGUUCCCACGAAGCCCAAGAAGACGGCCUCCCUUCCUGUCACGGGGACAUCCCUCCGAAAGGUGACCCAGCCCCCUUUGCAUAUAUCUCCAGUAACUCUGAAGGGGAAGGUAUACCACGUGGAUGCGGAGUCCCAGAGGAAGAACCUGCGGCUCCUGACUGAGGAGGAUCAGCUGGGGCUGCCCCGCCACCUGCGCAACAAGGUGCGGGAGCUCACCACCACCGCCAUGGAGCCGAACGCGCUCAAGCUGUGGUGCCUGUGCCAUAAGUACAUCCUCUACAGACAUUUCCGGAGCCUCCGACAAGAAGUGAUCAACCAUGUACAAGUUGUGCGAGAAGCUGGGGCUGCCUACAAGGCCCAGAACCUCUACCUCUUCCUGGAAAACAUUGACCGCCUGCAGAACCUCCAGCUGCAGGCCUGGACAGACAAGCAGAAGGACCUGGAGGAGAAGCGCCGAGAGUGCCUGAGCAGCAUGGUGACCAUGUUCCCCAAGCUCCAGCAGGAGUGGAACAUUAACCUGAACACCCCUGUGGUCACCUCCCCAAAGUCAAGGAAAAGCAAGCCUCCCUCAUCCUUACUGCGUCACAUCCAUUCCAGCAGCCCCUCAUGCAAGCGACACCUGGAGCUCUUCAUGACCAAGCACCAGCAAUGUGUGCCCCUGCGGAUGGCCCACCAACAGGGGAACCAGCUGGAGGCCAUCUGGAAGACUGAUUUGGCCUCCUCCAGUCACCCAGUAGAAAAGAAGACCCCCACCAGCCUGUCCUGGGACCAGCUAGGGGGGUACCCAGAUAUUCCCCGGCUGUUGGCAUUGGAUGUGCAUUCCUCCUACCACAAAAGCUUGAGGUCCCUCAAGGCCCGGUAAGAUGCAAGGCUGGACGGUUAAUCUGGAUUCAGGGAGAUCUGCCCACCAAGGGCCGGGGCCAGGGUACACACUUCCUGUGUCCAACCGCCCAACAGCUAUCUUUCCAAACAUUAAUAAUGACCUCAUUUACUGUACCACAUCAGACAGAGAGAUGCUUACCUGCCUCAUUGGCCAUGAGCUUGGGUCCCCAUGCCAGCACCAUUCUAGUUCUCUCAAAGGACUCCACACGGCGUCUCAGAAGAUCACGACAGAAGUCCUUCCUUCCCACUUGCUUCCUGGGCUGCACAUGAAUUGCUCAAGAGGUGUUUCUUGCCCUAGGCCUGGGGGUUAUUGUCAAGGAGAGCCAGGUGCAGGUAUGGAGAGAUAAGAGAGACCAAAAAUCCCAGGAUAAACUGGGCCCGUCUUUGGCAUUGUCAUUUCCUUAUUGCCUUCUGGAACUGCCCCUGGGAAGAGCAGCUGAGGGGAGGCGGGCAGGACUCAAUGGGCCAACAAGGGACUUUUCUGGUUAGGAAGGUUCAACUCUGCCUCCCUUGGCUUGAAGAUGUCAAUAUUGAAGACUCAAGGCUCUUUCAAGGAGCCUUUCUAGAUUACUAACCCCAGCUGCCUCUUGUGGCCCUGGCCCUGCCCCAGUUAAAGAUCUUUGACAGGGAUGGGAAUUCCCUGGCAGUCUAGUGGUUAGGAUUCGGUGCUUUCACUGCCAGGGCCCAGGUUGGAUCCCUGGUUGGGGAACUAAGAUCCAGCAAUCAAUCAAUCAAUCAAUCAAUAAUAUCUUUGACAGGGAGAGGGCACUGAUGCCUGCCAGUGUAGACCUAACCAGAACCAAGGCUGCAAAAUGCUGGUGCUGCCCCCAUCCUCUCGACAGGAACUUAGGGAAGACAGGGUGGCAUGGCAGCAUCAAAGGAGGCUGGUCCUUGGCUCUGGUUCCGCUCUGAAGUGGGCCUGAGAGUCCCAGCUGGACAUCAACAUUAUAGCCCACCUAGUACAUAGAUACCUGGUUUUCAGUUCCUGAAGCGUUCCCCCGUGUGUGUGUGUGUGUGUGUGUGUGUGUGUGUGUGUGUGUUGUUGUUAUUGUUGUUAUUAGUUGAUUUGGAUACAGCAAACAGAACUGAGAAUAACCAAAACAACUCUGGCAGAGUUUAGUAACCCAGAAAUCAACUGGGGCCGCACCCUGCUGAGAUUUGGCUAAACUUGCCCCUGACUCUAGCACCCCCAUAGUGGUAUCUCUCCUCUCUGAGCUCCUUCUCUCCCUCUGCAUCCCUGCCAGUGCCUGGGCUCUGCUCGGCAUCUGUUUCAACCUGAGACACCAACCCCGCACACGUGAAUAUGUGCACAUAAAUAUCAAGUAUACACACUCCACUUGACCCCAAGCAUUUCAUGAUCUUGGUAACUUUCUGAAAAUUUAGCGGGGUGAUAGGGAAAGGGAUUCACAGUGAGCAGUACCAAAGAGCAGCCUCCUUUCUUCCCCUCUCUCUUUGGUUUAACAUGCAAAAUUCAAAAACUCUUUCCCAUCUCUCAUGCAGAGCUGUUCCACCUACACCCAGGCCGCCACUGGGAUCUCAGCUUCAGACUUAAACACUAAUCAAAAUAUUGUUCCCAGCAAAGACAGUUUCUCCUUUCCAGGGGAAUUUAGGUGAAUACAAUUUUCUUCCCCUUUUUCAAACUCUACCCAAGUUUUUUCAGUUUAUCACACUACCAGGUGUGGAGACCAAGCCCUGCUGCUUCUGUCUUCUUUAUCCACAUGCCAGGUUGGCACCACCUACCUGUGUGUCAAGCUGGUCCUCGAGAUUUUAGUGUGGGUGCUGCCUACAUUGUCUUGGGAUCUUGCUGCUGUGGCAUGAGAAUCUGCCGCUGCCCAGGCUACUGCUGCCCUAGGGUGGUGGUCGUGCUGCUUUCUUUGUGCAUUCUCCGUGCGUGUGCACCUCUGGAGACACACUGCUUCCACUCCCAAACGUGCACCCUCUCUUUGGCCGCCUGCCCCUGGCCCACCUCAAAUCUGCAGGUCCACCUGUUGUGUGGGUCCAGGUCACUCACCUCUUCAUGAUCCUGCCGACCUCACCAGCUCCCCUGGCCAUGUUGUCCAGUUCACAGCACCAGCUAGUUUCAUAACUAGGGCCAGCCUCGCACCGACAGUCCCAUUCUCCUGGUCUGCCUGGCAUUGGCAACCUGUCUCAUCAAACGCCCGCUGGGGUGUCCUCUCAGCAUGUGGGGAAGGGCUAUUAAUCUUCCCUCUGUGAUUUGGGACCAUGUCCUUCAAAAACCAGCCGACGCCCUUCUCCAAGAUCUUUUUCUGCUUUGUCUUACAAGUGUCUCCCCUGGGCUCUCUGUCCGACAGGUAAGAUAGCUAUGUGCCUGUACACACCAAGCACUGUCUGCAGUUAGAGAAGUAUCUUAACCUCGACUCUAACUGCCCUGCCCUCCCUUGCUCAGAGCCUAUUUCUGCACAAAGUACACAAUGGUUCACAUGUGUGUGCUGAGAUGCAGUGAGCAUGGAUUCACAGACUUCCGACGUGGUGCUGACAGAAGAGAGAGCUUAUAACUUGGUUUCUGGGAAGGAACCAAGAUGGGGGUGGAGAGGAAGAAACGUGGAUGGGUAGGAAGGAGCAGGAAAGAGUGAGGGGAGGGAAGAGGGAGUAUUCUGUAACGUGAAACAGGAGGAAGAUUCACAAGAAAAGAAGCAGAGCCCCUGGGAUGUGGCAGAAAUGUUGUGUUAAGCAGUUCUGCAUUGGGGUCAGUCUGGGCCCAGCCCUGGACUGGUCUCCCAGAGAUGACCAGGGAAGCUCUCGGGUGGGCUGGGUGGGUACUCACAUCUCAGGGCCUUGUUUCAGCUGCUCCCCAACCGGUAACUGUAUUAACUGUUUCAGUGCCUCAGUGACCCAAAGGAAGGAAGGCCAGGAACACCUAGAGGAGUCAGCUGAGCUUGUUUGUAGAAAGUCAAACGAGUCCUUCCCCGGAACCCUAAAAAGCCAGAAGGAUCGAGACAAUCCCAGUUCUCGCUCCAUGCCUUAGCCAGUGGGUCUCAAAUUUGUUCCAAAUGCAGAUUCCCAGCUGGUGUUUUUAAACAAACACUCUGGGUACUGCUAAGUAAUCCUAGAACUUUGAGAAACACUACAUUCCUCCUUCAGUCCCCAAACUGUACAUUUUUAAUAAAAUAGAGAUGUGUUUAUUUUUUAAAUUUUCUGCCUCAUUGCUAAAACCCACACCAACUCACUCAUUUUUGGAACCAGGUGCAUGACCACCUGGCCACUGACUUAGACACCAGUCACAGAGGAUCCCCCCAGUGUUGUGUCUGCCCUCCGGGAGCCGACCAGCCAAGACAGCCAUGAUUAGUGCCUGGCACACAGCAGGGCUCAGUAACUCUAAAAUCAGAGACACAGACAAAUAAGUAACUGAUAUACUGAUGAUGAGCGUGAAAGCUCAGAAGAUAAGAACAAAAGAAGAUACUGAGUACAAGUCAGAGCCAGGUGUGACUGGGUGUGGGAGCAAAGGUGAGUGCAUCUCUAAGAAGUGAGGACAAAGAUGGAAGAAAUAGAGACACAGAGGUUCCAAAUCUAGACGGUGUGGGCUUAGGAGGCCAUCCCUGUCCGUUAAUUAAUUGUCUUAAUUCAGGGAAGACACUACUUUGGUUGGUUCAUACAGCUUAUGAGCACCACCCCAUCCUCGCUCUCCCUCGCACUCCCCUCCCUCUCCUCCCACCUAGCCAGACCAGACCUAGGGACCAGGCAUGAUAAAACGUUAGCUAGGAAAUUACCCUGUUCUCAGAGGCCCCACAGUCCAGUGAUUCUGUUUCUUAGGAAUGGAACACCCAUCCUUGCUCCCAGCUUAAGGUUGAAAUUCUGGAAGGAAGAAGAGGAUGUAGGAUGCAAACUGAUGGCCCUUGGAUGAUGCCAGAGUAGGAUUUAAUUUCUGAGCCACAGCUCAACGUAUCACAAGGAAGCCUGGCCGAGGGAGGAACGUGAGAGGCAUUUCUGAUGCAGGUCACACACAUGGGACAGCUGUGGCAGGGAAGGGCCAUGUCUAGCCUUUCAGGCUUAUUUUCUGGAGGCUUACCCCAUUGUAGCCAACAAAUUAAAAUGCCCUCAUACUAAAUAUAUUGCUUUAUAAAUAAUUUGAAGGGAUUUUUAUAACUUUGCUUUCGAAAUUAAAUGAUUAUGAGUAAGUUUUUUUAAUGUAUAGUUGGCUGUGACUUCUCAGCAAUCAUCAUGCAUAGAGAUGAAAUCUAACAA